This is a messenger RNA of Aspergillus alliaceus, 1934 nucleotides long. RefSeq names its product histidine phosphatase superfamily. The record is from RefSeq and is a predicted model, not a curated record. Lineage: Eukaryota; Fungi; Ascomycota; Eurotiomycetes; Eurotiales; Aspergillaceae. Gene Ontology annotation, molecular function: phosphatase activity. The transcript has a single exon. Gene Ontology annotation, biological process: dephosphorylation. Bases 320 to 1744 code for a protein of 474 amino acids.
CAGAGAUUUAUACUCACUUUUUGUUUUCCUUCCCAUCAUGUGUUGCAUGCAGGUUCGUUCGGCAUUGGCCGCCGCAGAAACUUGCCCCUUCAAGGUAGAUUAAAAAGAGGGGAAAAGAAAGAUAUGAAUUGAACCCCGCCGUAAGGUCCAGAAAUCAUAAUGAUCACAUAACAUAUUCUCCGAGGCCGAUGGGACGUUGAGAGUAUAAUAAUAAUGGCUGGUCCCCAUCCUGAACCGCGCCCCUUCACAUCUCCCUAGCACUACUCCAAGUUGCUGCAGAUUUUACCCCGAGGUAGUGGUAAUAGUAGUCACACUCAACAUGCGACCUUCCUUUCAACCCUCCAGCCUCUUGCUGGCCUUGAUGGCCUUGACGGACCUCACUUCCGCCGAAAGAGUCCUGGGUGCAUACAUCUUCGCCCGCCAUGGUGACCGCACGCCCAAAGUGCUAGGAAACACCCGACUCACCGACCUCGGAUACAGCGAGGUCUAUCAAGCGGGCAGCUACUACCACAGCCGGUACAUCGACGCAAGCUCCUCGCUGCAAAUCGAGGGCAUAAGCGAGAAGAUCGUGAACCUGAAACAAGUCACCGCGUCUUCCCCCUCAGACGCCGUCCUCCAGAACUCAGGCGUAGCCUUCAUGCAAGGCGUCUACCCACCCGUAGGCAAAGUCGCCAACGAAACACUCGCCAACAGCACCACCAUCACCGCCCCAUUAGACGGCUACCAGCUCAUCCCGCUCAGCCUCGUCUCCACCGGCACAAACAGUGAAGACAACACCUGGCUGCAGGACGCAACAGGCUGCCAGAACGCCAAAGUCAGCAGCAACAGCUACUACAGCUCUGCCCUGUACAACAAAAUCUACGACUCCAGCAAGGACUUCUACAACUCGCUCUCACCCCUACUGAACAGCACGUUCGCAGAGAACAAGAUCAGCUUCAAGUCCGCCUACACGAUCUUCGACUACCUCAACGUUGCCAGCAUUCACAACACAACCAACACCCCCACCUCCGACCAGCUGCACCAGCUCGCCCUCCUCGCCAACAUCGAACAGUACAACCUAGCCUACAACACCACAGACACCGUCCGCGCCAUCGCAGGCUCCCAACUCGCCGGCGAAAUGCUCACAGCCCUCAACAGAACUAUCACCUCGAAGGGCUCCUCCAAACUCAACGUCCAAUUCGGCGCCUACGGUACCUUCCUCUCCUACUUCGGCCUCGCCCAGCUCCCCGCCAUCAGCGACAACUUCACCGGCGUCCCAGACUACGCCUCCUCCAUGGCCUGGGAGCUCAUCACCGACUCCAAGUCCGACGGAUUCCCCGACGCCUCCGAGAUCAGCGUGCGCUUCAUCUUCCACAACGGAACCAUCACCGGCUCCGACACUCCAAAGGAGUACCCGCUGUACGGCCAGUCGAGUGUCACGAUCCCGUGGUCGAAGUUCGUUGACGAGACGAACAAGAUCGCCGUCACGUCCACACCGGAGUGGUGCAAGGUCUGUGGAAACACGGACGGAAAGUGCGCGUCGUAUGCAGCUAAUGGGGCCGGAUCGGACUCUGGCUCUGCGGGCGCUACUUCCAAGUCUGAUGAAGGCGUUUCGAGGCCUGUGGCUGGUGUUAUUGGGGCUAUGGUUACCCUGGCUGUUAUUCUUGGGCUUGAGGCGCUUUUCCUGCUUGUUGGUGGGUUUAGGAUUACCAAGCGAAAGGCUGGAGCUGGAGUUGCUUCUGCUGUUACGGAAAAUAAGGCUUAGAAGGUUGGGGGUAUGAGCUUUUCCUAGGGAGGUCUAAAAAUGGGAGUGAUUAAUAGAUUGUAUGAGAGCGGUUUUAGGGAUGGAUUAUGGUCGUUAUGUUCUAAUGCUGCUUGAUGUUGCCGGCAACUCAUUCUUUAAUAUGAUUAAUAUAAGACAUGAAAGUAAUCGAUUCGAGUACAAUAAGCUCAAA